CGGGGCCGCAUUGGACUGACACUGACCACCUGUGACGAUUUGAGUCCACCCAUAUACACUUUCUGGUCUGCUAUGACCCUUUAUGCUACGUUGACGUCCUGUGUGUCUGCGGAACAUUCCAUCAGUGCUUUGCUCCAUCUCCAUAUUGCCUUGCCUACGUAUAUCAACGCAUUGCGAAACUUGAAGGCAGCAUGGGCGUCCAGCCUCCCUUCAUUUACGACAAACCAAGCACCUACACCUUCGGCGGUCCGAUUGACCGUGGCUUCAAUCCCAAGGCUGCUACAGAGGCAUCAUGGGCUCCUAAACCAGAGAGGCCGAAGUCAGAUGGGCCUCUAAUCAAUUUCAACAAACACCCCGACUCGUACAUUGUCGUCCCCUACGGCAACCUCGAUGCCAAACCGAUGAACCCAAACACACGAAACAGAGUGCUGCGUGCCCGCCAGAUCCAGCUCUUCCUACGAACUUGUGCCCUUCUCGGCUCCCUGGGCACGCUGUUCUGCAUCAUUGCCAUAAACAAAACAUCUUCCACUGCAGGAUGGCUCAUUCGCGUUGCUCCCGCCGUAUCUCUCUGCCACACCGUCUACGCAGUCUACCACCUCUGCCGGUCCGCAACAGGCCGACCUCCCGGUUCGACAGCCAGCUACAUGAUAUUUGCGGCGCUUCUUGACUCGGGCUUGAUCCCCUUCUUUGUCUUGUCGGCAUGGAUGGCGCAUGUGGAUUACACAGAAAACGUAUAUUUCUGGAGCACGCUAUUCAACAACGGCUACAUAUCGCAGAAAAUCAUCUACGGGUUCUUCCUUCUGUCGUGCAUUGAAGGCGGACUCAUGGGCAUCUCGUUGAUCUUGGAUAUUUACUUGGCUAUCAAAUUUCGCCAGAUCGCCAGGCUGCCACCGGACAUGAAUCCGCUCGAACCGAACCUGACAUCAAGGCAACAUAAACGAAACAAAUCCGAACUAAUCACCGAGAAACACACGAGUGCGUCAGCAUUGGCGGCCGCGAGGAGAGACUCGGCAGUCUCGGGCGUGAGAAGGAUCCCUUUUAUACAUACUCGGACCGAUUCGGCGGAUAGAGUGACGCUUUUUGGGACAGAAACAAACACCACUGCCCGCAACUCCAGGGUUGAUUUCCGCAAAGAACUGGAUGAGAAGAAUAACGAAAAAGAUCCCUGGCGAUGGUCUAGAAACUCGUCUCCUGACCGUCCCAAUUCGGCUGUGAGCCCUUCUCCUACUUCGCGUGGUGCGGGUGUCGGGCUGGACUUUCGACCGGAGCGCUCUUCAGGUUUGGCCAAAGAUGCCACUCCUUCUCGUCCUUCGUCGUGGCUUUCGUAUCUCGACUACGAGGGUGUGCCUGAAUCUCCGCAGACCACUACCGCAGCGGGACAGCCUGGAUCUCCUGUUUCCCGUGAUGGCGCAUCGUUUGAUCGACUCCAACAUGAAAGAGAAAAUUGGUAUCAGGGUGCUGGUACUGGCACUGGUAUAGCAAGAGGCAGAGAUAGCCAGACACUUCUACCACCGUCACCUGCAAGACAAAGUCAAACAUACUUGCCGCACAAUGGGAGCCAGACUCGUUUGUAUCAGACCAACACUAAUACGGGCGGCACAAGUAAGCAGAAUCUGACUCUUUCUAGCCCACAGAUGCAACCAAAGAAAAGAAGCCGGGAACCACUAGGUAUGAACCCUCCAACACCGACUCGGGAUCGUUACUACCAAGAUGAAAACAUUUACAACACUCCAAAUCGCCAGUCUGGGGCCAUGGACAGAGAGGCGUUAGUGGAUGCCAACGGCAAUCGGCCAAGCAUGGGACCACCAGGAUCCUCCCGCCCUUCAAGUUUUAUUGGAAGUGGUGGAAAGACACGCUUCUACGGCGACCUCAGAACAUCCAUUAGCAGUGGUCAAGGCUACACCAACGAGGUGACUACACAACAGCAACAACAACAGCAGCAGCAACAACCGAACAAACAAGUCGAUGAGGACAACGUGUACCAUCAACGCACAAAGACAAUGCAGACCGACAACAGCGACUAUAGCGGCAACUUUGAAGUCUAUGCAUCGGACGACGAUGACGAGAAGCCCACUGCAAACAUUGUUAAUGUUCCUUGUACUCAACCGCAAUGGAACGGGACAAGACAAGUCUCCAAUUCUACCGGGUAUGAUCUGGACGGUGCCCAUGGGUAUGGGUAUGGCUAUGCUGGUCUCGGCACAGACUUUGAGUUUGGGAAAGGAAUGGGUCGACGACGCGAUGUCAGUGGUAAGAUUGUCGAGGAAGGUCGUGCAUCGACAUCGGUGUCGGCAUCGGCGUCGCCGGAAAGGAAGGCUAAAAAUGGUGCUGCUGGAUGGGAGAGGUUUAAGGGCUUGUAGGAGUUGAAUUGAAUGGUCGUGGUCUCGAGGACACUGGCAUUCAAAACGACUGAGAUUGUACUUCAGGUAUUGUACCCAUUCAGGUAGGUAAGGCUGAAGACUUGGGCUUGAAGUUGGAUUGAUACAACACAGCUCCGGAGUGCGAUUGGAGAUGAUGAUGUGAAUGCAGUUGUCCAGGAUAUGGUACUGGUACGGGGAGUUUCGGUUUGUUCGCUUAUGUACUGGGUCUGUUGAAGUGCGGGAUGUCAUGUUAGACGGGAACGGGACAGACUUGGGCAAACAACAUACAGAUCUUGUCUUCAAGUUGAGCUUCGUAGGUACUACUGGUAGAUUUGUGUACCUGCUGUAGAACUGAAGUCAAGGAGCAAAAGUUUAGGCUAGCUUGCCAUUCUCAUCCAAGUUCCAUUUUGCGGUAUCAGGCA
Messenger RNA from Exophiala dermatitidis NIH/UT8656, 2779 nucleotides. RefSeq lists its product as uncharacterized. The transcript is spliced from 2 exons. The coding region runs from base 192 to 2357 and encodes 721 amino acids. Lineage: Eukaryota; Fungi; Ascomycota; Eurotiomycetes; Chaetothyriales; Herpotrichiellaceae. The record is from RefSeq and is a predicted model, not a curated record.